This is a messenger RNA of Trichomonas vaginalis G3, 403 nucleotides long. RefSeq names its product integrase core domain containing protein family. Gene Ontology annotation, molecular function: nucleic acid binding. The transcript has a single exon. The record is from RefSeq and is a predicted model, not a curated record. The annotation marks the transcript as partial. Gene Ontology annotation, biological process: DNA integration. NCBI's taxonomy places the organism in Eukaryota, Parabasalia, Trichomonadida, Trichomonadidae.
AUGAGCUUGAAAGAAGUAUUCGAACAACAUCCAUGGAGGUCAUUUAAGAAGUUCAAUGAAGCUGCAAAGAGUUGGGGAUUUACUAACAGAGCUGAAGUGAAAAGGUUCUUUGACAAAAAUGUUGUACAUCAAACAAAAAUAAACCCUUACGACUACUUUUUACCAAUUUACUCCAACACUCCUGACGCAUACCAAUUUGACACUCUCAUUCAAAGCAGAAAAGGAGGACAUAAACCAUUCCUCAUCUUCAUUAAUGUUAACACUCGUAAAGCAUAUGCAUAUCCAAUGAGGAAUAAAGGAACUCGUGAAGUGUUAAGAGUUUUACAAAAGUUUGUAGCAGAACAUAGCCCAAGUACUUUAACAUCAGACCAAGACAGUGCAUACCUCAGCAAUGAAAUCACAG